Strigops habroptila (Kakapo) is the source of this 8162-nucleotide messenger RNA. It is a transcript of the gene SLC16A2, whose product is annotated as solute carrier family 16 member 2. Gene Ontology annotation, biological process: transmembrane transport. The record is from RefSeq and is a predicted model, not a curated record. Lineage: Eukaryota; Metazoa; Chordata; Aves; Psittaciformes; Psittacidae. Gene Ontology annotation, molecular function: monocarboxylic acid transmembrane transporter activity; thyroid hormone transmembrane transporter activity. The coding region runs from base 1 to 1566 and encodes 521 amino acids. The transcript has 7 exons.
AUGUGGGACCGGCUGCGGGGCAGUCGGGCGGCGGGCGGCGGCCGGAGCGCGGCCGCGAUGGCGCAGCGUGACGAGAAGGGGCCGGCAGCGGCGGCGGGCGAGGGCGAGCCGCGGGCCGGGGCAGGGACCGGGACAAGCACCGGGACCGGGACCGUGGCAGAGACCGGGACCCAGCAGGGGCCGAGCGGGGCCGCCGCGCCCUUCCAGCCCCCCGAGGGUGGCUUCGGCUGGGUGGUGGUCUUCGCCGCCGCCUGGUGCAACGGCUCCAUCUUCGGCAUCCACAACUCCUUCGGGAUCCUCUACAUGAUGCUACAGAGCGACCUGGGCGAGGGGAAUAAGGACCCCGCGCUGGAGUUCAAAACAGCAUGGGUCGGCUCCUUGGCCAUGGGCAUGAUUUUCUUCUGCUCUCCCAUCGUCAGCAUCUUCACCGACCGGAUCGGCUGCAGGACCACGGCAGCCACGGGAGCUGCCAUUGCCUUCAUCGGGCUGCUCUCCAGCUCCUUCACCAAGUCUCUGGAAGUUCGUUAUUUCACCUAUGGGAUCCUCUUUGGCUGUGGCAGCUCCUUCGCCUUCCAGCCCUCGCUGGUCAUCCUUGGUCACUACUUCAAGCGCCGCCUUGGCUUGGCCAACGGCAUCGUGGCCGGCGGCAGCUGCCUCAUCUCCGUGCCACUUCCCUUCUUUCUGAAGAUUGUUGGGGAAGCCAUUGGGCUGGCACAUACUUUCCAAGUACUCAGUGCCUUAAUGCUCAUCCAGAUAUUCUUGUCCAUGACCUAUCGGCCCAUCUUGCCACCUUCUUGUGACUCUCAGCAGGAUGGGCGGGACAAGCUGGGCAGCCGGAGCAUGCGGCAGCAAUGCUGGUCCCAGACACGCAAGUAUUUCAACUUGAGGAUUUUCCGGAGGAAGACCUAUCGGAUUUGGGCCUUUGGGAUCGCUACUGCUGUCCUGGGAUAUCUUGUACCUUACAUGAACCUGGUAAAAUACGUGGAGAAGCGAUUUCAAGAAACCAAAAAGGACUGGAUCCUCCCAGUUUGCCUCGGAGCCAUGUCAGGGCUGGGGCGCUUGAUUGCAGGCCGCAUUGGUGACUGCAUUCCCGGGCUGAAGAAGAUUUACCUGCAGGUUGCAUCCUUCGUGCUGUUGGGCAUCCUGUGCAUGAUGAUUCCCCAGUGCCAAGGGUUUGAGGGUGUCAUUGUCAUCUGCCUCUUCCUCGGCCUUUGCGAUGGCUUCUUCACCACCAUUAUGGCCCCCAUUGCCUUCGAGCUGGUGGGGCCCAUGCAGGCGUCCCAGGCCAUAGGGUACCUCAUGGGGCUGAUGGCUGUGCCCAUGACCGCGGGUACACCAAUAGCAGGAUACCUCAAUGAUUACUUUGGGAAUUACGAUGCAGCCUUUUAUUUUGCUGGAGUCCCCCCCAUCAUCGGUGGCUUGGUGCUCUCUGUUGUCCCACUGGUCCAUCAGAGGAUGCUGAAGAAGCAGCGCCUGGAUUCUGGCAAAGACAAGAUGCUGUCCUCGGAGGCGGUGGUAAAUGGGGAGCUGCUGCCGGGCUGUCCAUCUUCUGAAGCACACAUAUAACACCCUGCUCACUGACACUCACUGUCACCACCAGCAGCCUCUCCAUAGCCCAAGCACAGGCCCUUUCCCAGAUGGACCGUAAUUCCCAGUGAUUGCAGACGCACUAUGUUUGUAAAAGAAAAACCCACACCAAGUUCUUCUAGUUAAAGGCCUUUAACUAGCAGAAAUACUCUUUUUGGGGGACAAUUUUGAUUUCAAAUCCUGUUUUUUUUCCUGUAACCAUUUUUCUAAGGACAACUUUCUCAUCAGGAUCCAAACUUGAUCGAUCUCCCGCUCCUCUCCCUGGUUUUCUAUAUGUCACAACAGAGGUUUACAGCUAAUAAAUGCCUUUUCAAAGCAGGCUGCAGCUGGAGCUUGAGGAAGCAGCUGCCCAUUCUUUGCCUCGGUGCCACUCGGGUGUCAUGUCGAAGCAGGACAGCCCCCUCCCGUCCAGCACCAGAGGCUGUUUUGGAGCCAGAAGAUCAGAAGAAGGAAAAAGGCUGCUUUAGUCCACACAAACCAAUGCACAAACCAAAUAAAUGGUCGGCAUGUCCUGCUUUAACCUUCUUGUCUCCUUUUCCACUGCUUUCCCACACACCAGGGAGCUGCAGCUGGGACGAUGGGGAGCUCGGCUGACUCCAGUCCUUCCACCCUCAUCCACCAGAGCCACAUGGGAGCACCGUGUUCCUGCAAAAUAUGCCUUAAAAAUGCAUGGAUGAGACCAGCAGGUCCUUUGGCAACUUUCCAUCUCUGUUUUUCUUGCUCAGUGACUAAUCACUGGGCUUUUAAGGUGUGAAAGAGAGGGGCAGCUCCCAGCACAGCCCACAGUAUCUGGCUCCACAAGGUGAAAGCCAUGGGCAAGCUGCUGAGAUGGACACUUUGGAGGUGUUGAGGCACAACAGGGUUGGGAUGGAGUCCCAUGUAUUAUGGGUUCACUCCAUGCCAGGAGGCAACUUCCCUGACAGGCACAGGGCACCCAUGGGUGCAUGGAUGCAGUUAGAUUGGGGUAGAGGGUGUCACUGCUCUUUUUUGAGGCCAGUUGUGUAUUAUGCAGCAAUAACCAUGUGUUAGUAGUGGCAGGGCAAGUCCUGUGUUUCCAAAGGGUUUAAAAGCCCUGGCAGUGUUUAACUCAGAGCUUGUGUGUUGCUGUGCAGAGCUAGUGCAGGGUCAAUGCUGUCCCCAGGGGGAGAGGGGUAGAGGUCAAGAAAGCAGCACAGUCCAUGGGCACCCACCACACAGAGCAAAGGCAGAGCUCAGCCUUGUGUAGAAGUUCUCCUGCCUUGGUGGGUCCCCAUGUCAAUGGUGCUCGUCAGGACCAGGGUACCUUUUCCUGGGAAUAACAACCCAGGAGAGAGCAAGAAACAAAGCUCAUGUUUAUCCUGGCUGCAAAACCAUCCUUCAUUGGAUUUUCAUUUUAUUCAGCUGCCAUUAAAAGAAGAGAAGCUUAGAGGGAUGUGUGGGGUGACAUGGGAAUCAUCCCUCAGUCCCCCCAUCCCUCAUGUAGGGGUUUGUAACACCAAGACAAAGCUUUGCUGUGGAAACUUGGUUUCAUUGGAGGCCGUCCUCCUGUGGGCAGUGGUGGAACCUUUGUAUAUAGGCUCAGGAUCCUGCAUGUCCCUCUGGUCCUGGUUUUAAUCCAUGUUGGCUAAUGCGUUAGAAGGUCUUGUGGUUUUGUGGCCCUUCUGUCCCUGUAUGAGCUGGAAAAUUAACUGGUAUGUUAUGACAUGUCUGCUUAUGACUAUAAAACGAGAUGUCCAUUUGUCUCUUUCUUCUAUACACUUUUCUGUGACUGUUAUUACCCUUCAUUGCCCAUAUUGUACCAUCUGCCUCAGUGCUACUGACCCAUUGCUUGGUUUAAGAGGUUACAGGAGGCAGUAGGAGCUUCAUCGGGAGGCAGGACAUUGCCAGGAGCUGAACCACGGUGCCCUUGAUCUGGCUGCAUUGGGAUUUGCUGGGUUUAUCCUAGGGCAAGGCGUUAAAGCGAUGUUUUUCAGUUGGCAGCAUUGGCAAUGGGGCAUCUUCAAAGCCAUCUGAUAGCUGAAAGAAAGAAAUACGUUGCAUCCUAACUCCUUUUGUGAGUUGGGGCCUUUAUCAGAGUUCAAGGAAGUUCUUUAAAUCAUGGUUUUGAUCUUAAUGCCCCCUGAAGGAAAGCUUAUGAGGGAUUUAAAUACAAAACAGCUUCUUCAGACCAACAAGAGGACAAACAGAGCUGCCUCAAACCCGUGUCUGGCCUGAGCAGGAGGCUGCAUGGCAGAGCCAUUUAUGACUGCACCCUCGUGAGACUUUGUUGUGGUAAAACCUUUCUGGUCCUAAGUGGUUUAUGGUUCAAAUCCCAAAUUUCUACAGAUUUCCACUUGCCUUAAAUGCUCUGCCUGCCUGCAAAAGUCUUUUCCCUGGGAGGAGCCUGCAUUCAGUGCAAUGAGUGCUUAACGCUGCAGCAGCACCAGACCAGCUCCAUGUCAGCCAGGAGCCAGCAAGACUUCCACUAGGGAUGGCUGUACCCAUGUUCAUCCCUCCUAAAUGGUGGUCUUUGCCCACUGCUCUUAUUCUCAGCCCUCUAGGAGAUUUUGAGUGAUGAGCUGCAUUCGUGGACCACCUGAGUUUGGUCAAAGGAAUCCACCCCUCAUGCUAUCCUGGACCAAUGUCUGGGACCGGCUUCCCAUAACCACUCUCAGCAUCUUUGUCUGGUCAAGAACCUGCCCUUGGUCAAGAUGAGGGCAAAUUCUGCGUCAGGGAAGGCAUGUUUGAGCAACAGCAAUGAAAGCUUCACCUCGUCUGCAAACACAGAUGGGAAGAGGAAGGGCAAAGGUUGGAGUAGUCUGUCAACAUAAAGGGGAGUAUUUUUGGGUUUGUUUGUGAGCUAAAUGCUGUCUCUGUGCGUGUGAUUUGUCCCUUGAGUGUUAGGCAGUUUGAAAGAAUUUUUGCAGACUCUGUGGCAUGUGAGAGGUGGGAUUGUGGCCAUUUGAGCAUCUGUAAGCAGGGAGAAAUUGCAUUGGUCUCCUAAACAUCCUCUUAGCCUGUUGUAGUCUGGUGCUGUGAUGCCAAAUAUGUCCCUACCUGUGCAAAAAGCUCAGUCCUAAAUCCCCUCCUGUUUCUUUCUAUCAGGAUCCGCUCAUCUUUGCCUAGCACAUCCAUGUCCUCCUCUGGAUGGGCGAGGGCUGAACAGGAGGCAACAUUCACAGUGAUGUAAGGCAGAAGUUCUUCCUUGUGAGGGCAGUGAGGUGCUGGCACAGAGUGCCCAGAGAAGCUGUGGCUGCCCCAUCCCUGGCACUGUUCAAGGCCAGGUUGGAUGGGGCUUGGAGCAACAUGGUCUAGUGGAAGGUGUCCCUGCCUGUGGCAGGGGGGUUGGAAUUGGGUGAUAUUAAGGUCCUUUCCAACCUGAACCAUUCUCUGAUUCUGUAAUUCCAUGAAAACUCCCUUUUACUCAGUUUUCCAAUAAAAAACCCCCAAACUUCUCCCUCCCCUGUGAGUGCUGGGCUGUGAUUCCUGUCCCCCUCCUUUGGUCUGGGAGGGGAAGGUGGAGCUUGACGCUCUGGGCUUGGCCAGUUUUGGGAACCACGGGAGCAGGUUGAGUCCCCUUGGUGGGAAAGGGGUGGAAGGAAGCGGGAGGGACUCGCUUUGCUCCGUGCCUGGGGUGUUUGGAGAGCUGCAGGCUUGCAUGUAGCCUUAUGUAAGUGUACAGCAAGCGCAGGACGUGUCCCAGCAGCGCCCUGCUCGGGGCUUGGCUGGGGCUGCCUUUCUAAAUCUUUAGCUUGAGGGUGUUCAAAACCAAGGAGUUGUCUUUUCUUCCCUUUUUCUUCUUUUUUUUUUUGGUGCUGCAGAGUGAGGUCUGGGGUUUAACUCCUCUCGCUCUGGCUGAGGGAUGGAGUGGGAGCACCAGCCGAGCUGGAAGGGCUCGGGGGGUACUUGUUUUCAGCUUUCGGGUCUCCUGGUGAUGGGCAGAUGAAUAGGGCAGCAGCUGCAGGAGCUGCCCAGGAUGUGCCAUGAUUCAUGGUUUAGAGCUUCUUUUGCGUUGUGAAACAAAGCUGGAACCAUCUGUGAGAGCUGCUUCAUUGCAGCGUGCCCUGCCCUGAGGUCCCAUGGCCAGAGAAAUGCAUGUUUGUAAGUCACAUAGCUGAAACUUAACGAAUUCCGGCCACUCAUUGGCUGGGCUUGAGGUUUCCUAACAUUGUCCUGCUGUGGGAGCUGUGGGAAGGCCACAUCCUAAUUACCAUCAAAGCUUAAGGGCUUUUGCAGGUCUGCUGCGGUACCGUGGGGUUUGGGACCCCUUCUUUUUGGCUCUGCCUCCCACCAUUUUGGGUGGUUUGUAACCCUCCGGGCUGAGCUGCCUGGUCCGGAGGAGCCGGGAGCAGAAGGUGGCCUGCAGCUGGGCAAGGACAUUCCUGCCCUUCCUGUCUGACAGUGCCACGAUGAUAGAACGCCUCUUCUGGCGUUGGUACGUUGGUGCUAGGAGCGAUUUGCACUGGGCAGUCUGAUUUGGUGCUGAGGAUCUCAUCUACGCUUGCUCAGAUCACUCUGGUUCAGCAUCUUGGGAGGCUGAGGGUGGAUUUUAACCCUGGCUGACAUCUGCAUCUGUAUGUGGCCAUACAGUCCUCAGAGUAACAACCGGCAUAAAGGUAACUUGGACCAAAUCCUCUGGACACAGAGGAGGGCAGAUCCAGCUGCCCCUUGCCACCCCUCCAUCCUUCACUGCAACCAUUACCAGCUUUCAUGUGCCUCUGUACCCAACAGUUUUGUUUGGGGUUACCUAGGUUGUUCUGGCUUCAGUAAUUUUCACGCUGGUGGAGUUUGUUUCUCCUUAUCCAGCUGGAAGCAGAAAACUGGAAUGACUUUGAAAGCCCCAGCUCCUUUGCCAAGGCAAGCGGGGCAGACCCCUCCCGCCACUCAGCCACUGCCUUUCUGCCACAAAACCCACACUUGGGCAGCUCUUUUGGGCACUUCUGUUUAAUCUCUGGGAAGAAUGAUGUGAUUGAUGGGCGCUCCUUAAAUACUCCUCCAAUGUCCUCUGCAUAAUGCAGGGCAGGGAUGGAGCUGGCACUGUAUAAAGGGGCUCAUCCAGCAAGCAAUAAACCAAAAUAAAGCUGUUCCCCUUCUUUUGGAGAGCUCUUGGAAGGAAAGCAGACGUGGGGGUGGAUGGAGCUGCCAUCCCUCUGCAGCUCUGAGUGGGUUUUGUGGCUGAGCCCCAGGGGUGGCUGUAGGGGUGACUGUCCCCAUGGCCAAGGGGUGACCAUUGCUCGGGGCACUUUAUCAGCUUGGCAUGGCAGCUCCAUGGACUUUAGUCCUGCUGACAGCAAGGUUAUCACUGGGCUUUGGCAGGUCCAUCCUGCACAGCCCCUUUCGGGGUGAUUUGUUGUUUUAUCUUUGCAAACGUUGCAAUACCCUUAGUGCUCCCACCACGGACAGACGCUGCCAAUGUCCCCGUGUCCCCUCUUCCCACCCCAGCCCUGCCACGAUGGUGGUAAAGCAUCAGGACUGAUUGCAGGAGCAGGGCUUGGGUCCCCGGUCCCGGCGAAGGCAAAGCAGGAGGGUAAAGACACACAGACUCUCCUGUUUUCUGCCAAACAUGGCUUUGGAAGGAGGUUUUGUACCUCUGAAGUUUCUCCUCUUUUGUGUAACAUACUUCCCAACACUCACCCUCCAUCCACCUCCAACCAGCAAAGCAAGCGUAGCUCUUAACCGUAGCCUUAGAGGCAAGACUUAGUGUCUAUUUUACUAAGCAAUGAAGCUUUUUCUCUUUUUUGUUUGUUCAUUUUUAAUCAUGGCCUGUAAGACAAGUUGUUUACUGGAGCAGGUUUUUGUGUAGCAUCAUUGCUGGUUGGUGACGGCCAGAUUGCCUGAAUGCCGUUGGGUUUUUGGCUUCAAUCAAAUCAUUUUGGGAAAGAACACGGCUUCUUGAGGCCUCAAGUCUCCCAGCAUAUCCUGUUUCAGCCAUUUAAACCUAUUAAAGCUGGAGACAGGACAUUUCUGAAGAGGCUGAGGGCAAUUAGGAAAUUGCCCCGCUCUCCCUCCCCUGCCCUGGAAUCCAGCAGGAUGAAGCCAAAUAUUUGCUUUUGGAUGGGUGGGUUCGGAGCCAACUCCACACAAAAGCACUGGAGCAAGGCUUGAAUUUUGGGUAACUCAUGAGACAGCUUGUUUUUAAGACAGGACCUCCAGUCCUGCUGCCAUCACCCCCUGGUUAGUGGAGCCUGCUGCAGUACCUUUCUCCAGCCCUGCUGCAGCCCAAGGCUGUUGUGGUCAGUGUCAGCUCCGGAUGGAAAAGCUCCUGCCCCAAACCGGGUCCUGCGAGGUGUUCUGGGCUGAAAGAGUGGUGUGAAAGCAACUGCAAUUCCAUGCAGAAGUCAGGCCUUGAAGUCCAAAAUGAUUCCUUUUUUUUCGUUUGUGCCAUCUGCUCCUUGUAAGCCAUUUAUAUUCCCUUCAAAUUUUGUAUCCAGAAGUCAAGUAUUUGAAUGUGUGUCUUAAAAAGUAUGAGUAUCCUUUCGAAAUGUGAAUUUCUGGUUGUUGAACUGCAAAAAAAAAGAAGAAACAAACCUCCCCCUAUUAGCACAUUUUUGUAAUUAAUGUUUUAUGAAUGUUGUUUAAAAAAAUGGUGUAGAAUAAAACCAGUUUAAAAAGGAAAA